Capsicum annuum is the source of this 1042-nucleotide messenger RNA. Its product is annotated as cellulose synthase-like protein G1. NCBI's taxonomy places the organism in Eukaryota, Viridiplantae, Streptophyta, Magnoliopsida, Solanales, Solanaceae. Gene Ontology annotation, cellular component: plasma membrane; trans-Golgi network. The record is from RefSeq and is a predicted model, not a curated record. The annotation marks the transcript as partial. Gene Ontology annotation, biological process: plant-type primary cell wall biogenesis; cellulose biosynthetic process. The transcript has 4 exons. Gene Ontology annotation, molecular function: cellulose synthase (UDP-forming) activity; mannan synthase activity.
ACACCUUUCCUUCAAUUUUCUCAACUAACUUGGAAUCUUUGCUAUAAAUAGCAAUGCUUCUCACCACAAUAUAAUACACUUCAUAUAUCACACAGAAAUGGAAACCACAGCCACCACAGCUGCCACCGAAACCACCGUUCACGGCGGAGCUACGCUUCACUCCGUCGUAGUGAAACCACUACAGCUCAUCCUCAACCGUGCAUUUGCACUUAUUUACCUUUUUGCCAUCCUUGCUCUUUUCUACUACCACAUACAAAAACUUCUAUAUUCCUCCACUAAUUAUUCCUUUAUCACUUUCUUCAUUUAUAUUUCUAUUAUACUUUCCGAUUUAAUUUUAGCUUUCAUGUGAUCAACUACUCAAUCGUUUCGUAUGCGUCCUAUCACGCGUAAACAAUGUCCCCAAAAAAUAAAAAAGUAUAGUAACAAUAAUUUACCAGCACUCGAUAUAUUUAUUUGCACAGCGAAUCCUUAUAAGGAACCUCCAUUAAACGUUGUUAACACAGCGUUAUCAGUUAUGGCAUAUGAUUAUUAUCCUAUCGAAAAACUUUCAGUUUAUUUAUCGGAUGAUGGAGGAUCAGAGCUUACGUUGUUUGCUUUUAUGGAAGCUGCAAAAUUUGCUGUGUAUUGGUUGCCAUUUUGUAGGGAAAAUAAUAUAAUUGAAAGGUGUCCUGAUGCAUAUUUCAGUUCGAGUUACACAGAAAAUUCUGAGACACAGAAAAUUAAGCUGAUGUACGAAAGCAUGAAGACAAGGAUAGAAAAUGUGAUAGAGAGGGGAAAAGUUGAUGAAGAUUAUAUUAACAACGAUGAAGAGCUUCAAGAUUUUACAAAAUUUUCGAUUGCUGGAUUUACUCGUCAUAAUCACCCUUCUAUUGUUCAGGUUUUGUUAGAAAGUGGGAAAGACAAAGACAUAACAGGUCAUGGGAUGCCAAAUCUUAUAUAUCUUUCAAGAGAAAAAAACAAAAGUUCCCCUCAUCAUUUUAAAGCAGGUGCCCUCAAUGCUUUGCUUCGAGUAUCGGGAAUUAUGACAAAUGCACCAAUAAUA